This is a messenger RNA of Kwoniella shivajii, 957 nucleotides long. RefSeq names its product urease accessory protein UreG. The transcript is spliced from 6 exons. NCBI's taxonomy places the organism in Eukaryota, Fungi, Basidiomycota, Tremellomycetes, Tremellales, Cryptococcaceae. The record is from RefSeq and is a predicted model, not a curated record. Bases 1 to 957 code for a protein of 318 amino acids. Gene Ontology annotation, molecular function: nickel cation binding; GTPase activity.
AUGUCCCAGCCAAUCUGUCAAUUCUCUGAUCGACUCACAUCAGCACUUAACGCAGCCCAAGAUACGUCUUUGACACAUACACAUACACACGAUGAAGAUUCAUCUAGACCACUAAGUUAUUCUUCUUCGACGAAUGAUCUGUCUCCUGCAUACCAUCAUUCUCACGAUCAUGAUCAUAAUGGACAUUCUCAUUCCCACGGUGAAGGCAUUUGGACACCGGACGAACAUGGUCAUACUCAUGAACACUUGGAACAUGCAGGAAAAUUCUCUGAACGUGAUAUGCCAGAUUACUCGGGGAGGGAUUGGGAAGAACGUGGAUUCACAAUUGGUAUCGGAGGUCCUGUAGGAUCUGGUAAAACCGCUUUGUUACUCGCUCUAUGCAGAGCUCUAAGGGAUGAAUACAAUAUUGCCGCGGUAACAAACGAUAUUUUCACACGAGAAGAUCAAGAAUUCCUGAUCCGAAACGAAGCUCUCCCCACUGAACGUAUCAGAGCGAUCGAAACUGGAGGCUGUCCACACGCAGCUAUAAGAGAAGAUAUUUCCGCGAAUAUGGGUGCAUUGGAAGAAUUACAAGUUGAAUUCGACUGUGAGAUGUUAUUCGUGGAAAGCGGUGGAGAUAACCUAGCUGCGAACUACUCUCGAGAACUGGCCGAUUAUAUUAUUUACGUGAUUGAUGUUAGUGGAGGUGAUAAAAUCCCUCGUAAAGGUGGACCUGGUAUUUCCCAAUCUGAUUUACUGAUCGUCAACAAGAUUGACCUUGCUCCUCAUGUGGGAGCCUCAUUAGACGUGAUGAGGCGUGAUGCAGCCAAAAUGAGAGAAAACGGCCCCACCCUCUUCACGUCCAUCAGGAAUAACGAUGGUACACAGGAUGUCAUCGAUGCUAUAUUGAGUGCUUGGAGAGCGAGUGGAGCAGCUGGUAAAGAUGGUAAAGGUAAAGGUAAAGGUAAAGCCGUCUGA